AUUAAAUAUAUCAAUAUCUUAUGGACAUACCUAAAAGAACAGAAAAUAGACCUCCCAAACUUCCUGUACCUAAAUUCAGAUUAAUAGGUGCAGGAACUGAUACACCGGAUUUCCUUCCUCCUCCAAAAUCUGAAUAAUCUUCCAAUGUUGCAUUAUCCUUGGAUAAUAUGUCUGAAACUUCAAUCGAAGAAACUAAUGAAUCUUACUUUGCAAGAAAGAGAUAUUCUGCUAUCGUAGAAGAAAUAAAAAGUCAGCUAGCUUUACUAGGAUUGAGUGAAGAACUUUUAAAAAUAGGGAUCAUGUUAUUAAGACCUGAAUUACUUGAUGGAUUGAAGUAAAAAAAAUACAAUGCUAUUGCAAUCGCAAUUAUCAUAGCCGCUCUUAAAUAAGUUAAUACACCGAUAACAUUAAAAGAACUUUUAUCAAAAACCUCUGUUUCUGAAAAAUAAAUCAAGAAAAUUCUUUAAAAAAUUAAUAGUUCAUAUAAUUUUGAAGCUAUAGUAUAAUCAUUUAUCAGAUAAAUAUCAAGUUCUCUUGGUCUAAAUGAAAGAUUUAUAAGUUAUUGUUUCUAAAUGUUUAACGAAAUAAAACAAAGAAAUCUAAUAUAAGGGGAACAUGAAAAUGUCAUAGCUGGAGCUAUUAUUAAACUGUGUGGAGACAUUGUAUUUGCUGAUAAAGGAGGAAUAGUAGCAUAAGUCAUAGCAGAUCAUUCUAAGUGCAGUCUGGGACCUUUAAGAAAUUUUCUGAAAAAAAUUGAAUCGAACUUGUCACUUGGUUUUUAAAAUUAGAAGGACAAAUGA
Messenger RNA from Paramecium sonneborni, 800 nucleotides. Lineage: Eukaryota; Ciliophora; Oligohymenophorea; Peniculida; Parameciidae. The record is from the annotation of a GenBank genome assembly.